UAAUUUUAUUUUAUGGAUAAAAUUGGGUGGAGCAGGGUUUUGGUGUCCCCCUAAGCCCCUCUUUGCUCGGCAGCGUUGCUAUCCGUUGUAUCGUUCACACCCUCUCUCAAAUGUCAAAUAUGAAAGAACCAAACACCCUCUGAACCUUUUCCCCUUAACUCGUUUACGCUAAGAUAUGCAGUUACCUUACUAGUGCUGGAGUUGCAUUGCGAAACUUGACAAAGGUUUUUGGUCAAUGAGAAUUACGAUGGAUCUACUUAUCCGACAAGAAAAGUAAGAGGAGAAGUGGUUGUGUGUAGAAUUUGGCAAAUUUAGUGACUGAUUUUUGGAAUUUAAGAGUUAAUGGAUUAAGUAUAUGAUAAUAACAUUUGGUUUGUAAUGCAUGAUGUUGUACUUGUCUUUUUAUGUUUGAUGCUACUCUGUCCAUUAUUGUUGAUUGGUUCUCUUUUCUUUUUGGGCAUUGAAGUGUCAAGUUGUGAUCUAGAUUCUCACAAAGCAUAAACAGGUAGGUCAUAUUGCCAUAGGAAUUUAGUAACAAUGACUGUGUCUGGGUUGUGUGGUUGUCCCUCAAGAUGUCCCCGGCUACCUUUUAGUCCCCUGGGAUCACACCAUGUCCAUGCUAUGGCCUUUGCUGUGGCUGGGAAAAGUAGGCGAGGGCCUGAGUUUUUCCAAGUGGAAAGAACAAGUUUUUUGUCUCCUAUAUUAAAAUGCAAUAGACGACAAGUUCAAUUGGUCAAAAGUGCCAUGGAUGCUUCAUAUGGUGAUAUGGCAAAUGAUUCUUCAGCUGUUUUUCCAAGAAUUAAUGUGAGGGACCCAUAUAAACGACUUGGAAUUAGCAGAGAAGCUUCUGAAGAUGAAAUUCAAGGAGCUAGGAACUUCCUGAUUCAAAAAUAUGCAGGACACAAGCCAAGCAUAGAUGCAAUUGAAUCAGCGCAUGACAAAAUAGUCAUGCAAAAGUUCAAUGAGCGGAGGAACCCAAAAAUUGACAUUAAGAAAAAAAUGAGGGAAGUGAAUCAAUCCCGAUUUGUUCAGGCUGUCAGGGGCAGGUUUUCUACUCCAUCAACAAAAUUCAUUAUAAAAACGUCACUGGUAUUCUUGUUACUUGGAGUUCUGACAGUCGUCUUUCCAACUGAGGAAGGACCGACUGUUCAGGUAGCACUAUCUCUGAUCGCUACACUGUAUUUUAUACACGACCGGCUGAAGAGCAAGAUACGAGCUUUGCUUUAUGGGGUUGGAGCAUUUAUUUUUUCGUGGUUGUUGGGAACCUUCCUGAUGGUGUCUGUAAUUCCUCCUAUUACUGUACUUAAAGGACCAAGGGCAUUUGAAGUGAUCACAUCAUUGAUAACAUACGUUUUAUUAUGGGUUUCAUCGACCUAUCUAAGGUGAAGAGGUUUUUACAGCAGAAGACCAGUUUUUGCAUCGGAAGCUCACAUAAUGUUAUGAUUUACCUUUAUUUAGUUGUCAAAUUAUUCCUUAAAGUAAAAAUAAAAAUAAAAAUGAUAUACCUAUUUAUGUCGAAUGAACGGUUGUUUUCUAUUGUCGGUUAAUAUUUGAACGAGCAAAUACUGUAUUUUUUAGGCGUAGAAUUGAAUGUGAUUUGUUCAAUAUGGAUAUGACUUAC
Messenger RNA from Abrus precatorius (Indian licorice), 1621 nucleotides. Its product is annotated as protein CHAPERONE-LIKE PROTEIN OF POR1, chloroplastic. The record is from RefSeq and is a predicted model, not a curated record. The transcript is spliced from 5 exons. Lineage: Eukaryota; Viridiplantae; Streptophyta; Magnoliopsida; Fabales; Fabaceae. Gene Ontology annotation, cellular component: chloroplast membrane. The coding region runs from base 538 to 1386 and encodes 282 amino acids.